CAGAAGCUCUUGUUACCACUCAUCCGUGUCUUAAAGAGCCUGGAAGUACGAAUGGAAGUUAUGGUUGGAAGACCAGUUUAAAAUUCAAGAUGGGAAAUUAUCGCACCAAGCUAGCCAGAUCUGGAUGUGUGGAGGUGUCUGUCAACGCUGGCAGGAGGAGUGUUAACAACCCUGAAAGAGAGCAUCCCCACUCAAACAUAAAAAGAGCCAGAAGAGCUGAGGUGAACUACCUCCCAAACUUUCCAAGAGGAGAAGAUCAGGUCAGUUUGGAGGAUAUGAGAGUCCAGAUAAAAAAUGAGGUUGAGAAGACUGAGCCCAACAAAGUAAUGAUUGAAAAACUGAUGCAGACUACCUUCGCACUACGUCGCCAUGAAAUUGUUCAAGACAACCCAAUGGUGAAGAACUUCUUAGAGAAAUGGCCUGCUCUGCGAUUUGACUCUCAGAUUUGUGCGGAGUUCCACCAAGUCACAAACAUCAACCUGCGGAACCAGUUCUACGCUGAACUUGACAGACACACACCACGACUUAUGGCUCUAUACAGACAGAAGGCUGCACGGACUGGCAAGAUAUCGGAGGCUCUGCGAACCAUCCUGAAUCAUUAUGAUCUUCAGGAGACGCCUGAUGUCAACGUGAAACGCACUGCAGUGCUUCAUGCCCUUCCUGUAUACCUGCGGGAAGGGGACCCAGAAUUCUUUAAGACAUGUAAUGCGGACACAUUGGAUGAGUCGACCCUCUUUGACACUCCAGUUGCCCUUCUCACAGUGGUUACCGACGGUGCUUCCCAGACCAGUCCUGUCCAUUUUACUUCCUCAAGCAUGGCCGUUGUGGUGGAAGGCGACCUGGUGCUGCGUGAUAUUCCCGGAUUUUCAGAUGCAUUUGCCUUAUUGUUUGGCUUGAUCUAUGCUCUGCAUUUAGACUACCCCAGGAAGCUGGUUCACACAUUUACCUUUGUCCAAAAAAUCUUCAUGGGGCUUGAUGACGGCAAACCCCUGAAACCCUGCCUACAUGCCCUUAAAAAUGAUUUGUUGCUGAAGGAGUAGUUCUGGAAGGCGAUGUUUGUUAGGACAUGCACUGUUACUGAGCACUUUGUUUGAAGCACUUUAAGUUUACUACAGGCUUUGGGUGGAUUUAACUCCAUCAGUUUACCUUAUUUUCCUAUACUUGACUGCCUGUUCUGGUUAUUUGGAAGGUUAUCGUCUUUCUUUUUACCCAUUUUCAAAAAUUGUUUUUCAUUUCUAUUUUUGAAAAAAGGUGAUUAGUAUUUGACUUUUUGUUGUGCAUUUUUGUAUAUUUUGAGAAUUAGGACUGAUGUCGUCUUUUGUGAUUUAAAUGUUCUACACUGAAUUUAUAAUGCGCACUUUACGGUGCCCAUGUCCAUGUUAGUGGUUUGAUAAAAACAUUUGUGAUGUUUUUUUUUUUUUCAUGAAAAAAUGUUAAAUAAACUAAAUGUGAAGUAACUAAAUUUCUGUGCUUUGUUUAGUAGUCUACACUCAAACAUUGGAACAUACAUAUCUUAUAAUAAUCAUAUCAUUUGAGUUUAGGUUGUAAUAUAAUUGCAUUGUGUUGCAUCAAAAUAAUAAACUACAAGAAACACAAAAAUAUUGAAAUUAAAGUAUACAGUCUUUGAGUAACGCUCAAUUAAUAAAAUAUAGGAUAUAAUUUUAAAUUUUUAGGUUAACACUACAUACAAAUUUUGAGUACCCCCAUACUUAGAAGGGAUGAGUUUGUGUACUCAAAUCUUUUGAGGUAAUCGGU
Messenger RNA from Oreochromis niloticus (Nile tilapia), 1755 nucleotides. RefSeq lists its product as uncharacterized. NCBI's taxonomy places the organism in Eukaryota, Metazoa, Chordata, Actinopteri, Cichliformes, Cichlidae. The record is from RefSeq and is a predicted model, not a curated record. Bases 90 to 1040 code for a protein of 316 amino acids. The transcript is spliced from 4 exons.